CACAGCAGUAUUUCUGAUUCCCAGCUUGACGAUAUCCAUACCACAGGGGACAGCCCCGACAGACCGCCAUGACCCCCCUCAUCCUCCUCCCCCUCCUCCCCCUCGCCGCCCUCGCACAGCUCACACCCUCACCGACAUUCUCCCCUCCUACAGCCUCGGCGGGCCUCGUAGCCUCUACUGAUACCGUCAACACUCAAUGGUCGAAUAUCAUCGGCAACUCGCUCUACUUUUAUGAUGCCCAACGGUCAGGCAAUCUGAGCUCGGGGACGUACGAGAAUAGAGUAGAAUGGAGAAACGAUAGUUGUGAGGAUGACGGGAGUGACUAUGGGCUGGAUCUCAGUGGUGGAUGGUAUGACGCUGGAGAUUACAUCAAGGCGACGUUCCCUAUGACAUUCACGUUGUUUGGGAUAUCAUGGGGAGCCUUGACACAUGGCGAAGGCUACGGUUUGGCGAACCAAACGGCGUAUCUCGACGGCACCCUUCGAUGGGGCUUCGACUGGCUCAUUAAGGCACACCCAACAGACGACCAGCUUUUCGUCCAAGUCGCCUCUGAAGAGGUCGACAACAACUACUGGGGCGGCGAUCAAGAUAUCCCUACUCCCCGACCUUCCUAUCCCAUCAACGCGUCCUACCCUGGUACCGAUGCCUGGGCUGCCGCUUCCAGAGCGUUCGCCAUGGGCUCCUUGCUCUACACCCCGGGCUUGACCUACAACGUCACAUCGUCCACCGGCCCACCCACGAGCCCCUCCUUGGCCGACGCGUCGUACGCCACGAGGCUGCUGGAUCACGCCAAGACAUUAUACGACGUCGCCAACUCGACCACGCCCCGCCAGACGUAUUACACGACUCUCGGCGAGCCGCUGCAGGCAUACGCAUCGUCGAGCUGGAAAGACGAUCUCACGCUUGCAGCGCUGACUCUGGCUUUGGCCACGAAUGACUCGAGCUAUUAUCUCGAUGCGCACAAUUAUUACUCCGAGUACAAGUUGACAACGCGGCAGGAUGUGUGGAACUGGGAUACCCAGACGCCGGCUAUCUAUGUGCUUUUCGCAGAGAUUGCGAGUGCCAGGCCUGAUUUAGCGGCGGGUGCUGGGCUGGACGCCAAUUUGACCGGGUGGCAGACCGAAGUAGAGGGUUAUUUCGACAAGAUUGUCAAUGACAAUCUUGAUGAUGGCUAUACCACCGAUGGCGGCCUGUUGUAUUUUGAAGGCGACUCGGAUGAAGCGAGCUUGAACCCUGCCAUGGCCAUCGCCACGCUCAUGUUCAAAUACGCUCCCAUCGCAUCCACAUCCGACAAGACCGACUCAUACAAUGACUUUGCCUCAUCCCAGUUAUCCUACCUCCUCGGAGCCAACCCAAUGAACGUCCCCUACAUCGUCGGCCUCCACCCCAACUCCCCUUCCAACCCCCACUCCGGUCUCGCCUCUGGCGGCACGGAUAUCAACAAUAUCCGUACCAGCCCCGAGACCGAGUUACGCGUCUUGUACGGUGCGGUGGUCGGCGGGCCGCUGAGCAGCGACAAGUUUUGGGAUUGGAGAGAUGAUUGGGUGCAGACGGAGGUGGCGUUGGACUAUAAUGCGAUGAUCUCCAUCUUGGCUUCCAUGCAGGUAAGCUAUCUCUUUUGCAAUAAUAUCUGUGUGCUGAUGAAGGUAUAGCUCAUCAAUGGUACCUCCGACCCACCCUACGUCUCCAUCCAAGCCAACACAUACACCAUCCCCGAUGGCGACCCAUGCGACGAAGCUCUUCCCUGUAGCGGCAGCGGAGGUCUGUCAAAAGGAGCCAAGAUUGGGAUUGCGGUUGGUGUGGUUUUGGGGGUGUUGUUGUUGGCUGGGUUGGGCUUUUGGAUUUGGAGAAAGUACAGGAGAAGACGGUCGUGGUAGGAACACCUUGGGGCGGCGCACGUCAUUUGUUGGUGGAGUGCAGAGAAGCUUUUACGGGUUCGUUCAAUAUGGACAUAUGAUGGUUUUAUAAAUUUUGGCAUGUCAUCUCAUUGUGUGUUGUGUUUCAAUUGACUGGAAUCAGACUCUGACAUCUGACAAUGUCCGAGUACAUACGAGCAAAUGAUCAAUUCACUGAUCUACAUACGGCCGAAACGUCAGCCUGUUGAUUGAUCAACUUUCGGCCAUCAUGCGACAUCAUGAUGGGCAAGUGUCAGAUCACGUUUGACCGGCGUUCAUCACCUCUAGUUUUGGUUGUGCGCGGCUGAUCAUCAUCGUUUCGCGGAUCGAUUACAUAGGCAUACGCGGCAUACCACGC
Molecule: messenger RNA, 2253 nt
Organism: Cryptococcus amylolentus CBS 6039
Lineage: Eukaryota; Fungi; Basidiomycota; Tremellomycetes; Tremellales; Cryptococcaceae
Exons: 5
Coding region: 69-1652 (527 amino acids)
Biological process (GO): carbohydrate metabolic process
Molecular function (GO): hydrolase activity, hydrolyzing O-glycosyl compounds
Source: RefSeq, a predicted model, not a curated record